This is a messenger RNA of Schizophyllum commune H4-8, 2391 nucleotides long. RefSeq lists its product as uncharacterized. Lineage: Eukaryota; Fungi; Basidiomycota; Agaricomycetes; Agaricales; Schizophyllaceae. The transcript is spliced from 6 exons. The record is from RefSeq and is a predicted model, not a curated record. The coding region runs from base 1 to 2391 and encodes 796 amino acids.
AUGGCCUCUUACCCUCCGCCCAUCGUCGCCGCCACCGACAUCGAACUUUUCAACAAUAUCGCGUUCCCGGGACGCGGGGCGUCGUCUGGCGUGUUGACGUCGGCCGAGGAGCAGGAACUCGUUGACUUGCUCGAGAGAACGCUUACAAGGGUCCCGUUGGAUGACUCAGCGUAUGUCUCCUCCGCCUGCCCCGUGUUCGUCGUCGCUGAUUUUGUCUGCAGUGUACCCACGCGACAACUCCCUCACCCCAGGUCACCACCGUUCUACACGUUGAAUCCCGCGUCGCCCUUUGCAUCGGGCAAACCCCCGAUCGUCGAGCGCUUCACGGACCUGCUACCAUACCACAACCCCCAUAGCGCCCCGAGCAGGACCGCCUCCUUCGCACUCACCACCUCCAUGACCGACCUCGCGACCUUUUAUGAGCUUCCAGACUCUGUCACCGUCCCCGCGUUUACCGUUGCCGAUGACGGUGCGCUCUGCUGCGUCGCGAUAUCCGGCACGGAGCUGUGCAGGCAGGAGGUCUUUGCUCUCUUCGAUGACGAGUCCCCGAAUUACUGCUCGCACGUUGCAGUCGGGCAGCGUGCCUGCCCUUGGGUGGGGUGCGGUCUCUGCGUGCCCGACGCGGAGGCCGAACGUCUUGGACCACAUGCGACCGUGAAGAUGCUCGAGAUGCACCUCAUCAUUGACCACUAUAUGGGUGUUCCCAGGUGUAAACUCUGCGGGCUUGAUCUGCGCCAGAUGCCGGGGCUUGAGUCUUGUCCACCGUAUACCUUCCCUUUGGCUCCCCACUAUAUUUCCGGGUGUUGUCUUGGUCUGGCGAAGCACGCGAUUGAGAUGGGCCUGCCGGUCCCGACGCUGCCCAUGGCCGGACAGUUCUCGGACAACAACAUGAAUACUCCCAACGGUCACAAACGCAAGGUCCGUAAAUGCAACGCACCGGCCAUUGUGCCUAAAAUGGUCAUAGGUCCACUCCGAGCGUGUAGUUUUGUCGUUGCCGAUCGUGUUUAUGUCGGGGGUACAAAAGGCGAGAGGACGUCGAGACGCGACGCCAACUUCAUUCUCCCUACUUCGAAGCGUGAUGAGCGCGAGCAGGUUGUUCUGCCCUCGAUUGAGGGCCUAUUGGCUGCCGCGCCUUUGAUUUCGUCUCUCGGCGACGCGCUUGACCGGCUGCGUCUCAACACGCCGAAAUGGAGGGUUCCGUAUCCGCAAAUUCGACGGAUUCCACCUGAGGCGGCACCGUUUGUGCAACCCCGACCAUUCGACGUCUUCCUUGCAUCGCGGCCGACUGCCAUCGAUGCGUCCUACUUUCAAGAGCCUCGCGAUCUGGGCAUCUUGGCGCUGCCGCAGACGUCUCCCUGCAACACCGUCCACCUCGCCGGUGUCCCCAUGCAACAUAUUCUGCGCCUGUACGAGCUAUCUUGGGACGACGUGAGGCCCACCUUCGCCAUCCCCCAGUCUCAGAGCGAGGUCGUCUGCCGCGCCAUUUUUCCCAGCGGCCGCCGAUGCACAGAAACCAUUCAGCAGCACUGCCGGGGCGACUCUCAUUACAAGGUGCACGUUGGCCUCCAUCAACGUCGGUGCCUUUGGGAAGGCUGCGCGUUCACGAUACCGGACGACGCCGCUCGGCAGCGCUCUCCUGAAUCGGUUACAACGAUCCUGAUGGUUCACAUGGUCCUCGCGCACUUCCAGUUCGGCACUCGGUGCCCUCUUUGUGACAAUGUCGUUCCAACUUCCGGCGUCUCCUUUCCGAUGGCCCAUCCGCUGCUGGAGCACUAUCAAACCGGGUGCCAUCCAUACCGCACUUCACGCGACGAGCGUGGAAUCCUCUCCAAGGGAAACGUACUAGCUCUGGUCAUGCAACGCGCACACGUCUUCUACCCCGGGCCGCCUCCCUCAAGCGCCGCUGGAGCGAGACCGCUUCCCCAGUUCGCGCCUAUGGUGAACACUUCAGAAGGCGCUAUCUCGCAGGCCAGCCACUGGACGCCUUUACCGCCUCCUCCGACGCCUACCGUCCCUACGAUGCCGUCCGCCAAGCCCGUUGACGCGUCUUCCGCCUCCAGCCGCGGCCGGUAUCCGGUCUUUUAUAUCUCCCCCGUGGUCGAAGAUAUGCCUUGCAAGGCCCUCCGCCCCGACGGACAGCACUGCUCAGUUGCGAUCAAGGAUCACUGCAAGGGGUGGGGCAAGGUCGCAAAGCACCACGCCCUUGCCUUCAGCACGCACGUCGUCCAUGGACAGCGAUACUGUCCAUGGGCUGGCUGUGGAUUUGUAUUCCACAGCGAGGAGGCGGAGAGGCUCGGGCAGCUGCUUAUGAAGCUUCUGCUCGAUAAACAUGUCCACGCCGAGCACUUCAAGGCUAUGCAGUUCGAACGUCACAUUGUGUUCACGCAUUGA